AGUUGAGAUUUGGUUCAUCUACAGUGCAUUGUGUUUACUUUCAUUUUAAUUGACAACUUAUUCGAUUUUUCAUUGGGAGUGAAUAAUUUUUUCCAUUGUCAAGCUAUUUAAUGUGAACCGUUCAAUGAAAAAUCAAACAAUCCGCUCUUUUCUGUUCAUCAAAAUCUGUUUUUGAAGUAAGAGAGAAUUCGGUUAAAGCAAUGUCCAACAAAACUUUGCUACAAAUUUGUGUUGUCUUGGGAGUGGUCAGUGGUUUUCAGAGCCUGAAUAGUGAGAAUAUAAGUAAUCAACGACAUCGAACUGAGCGAAUCGAUGGAGAGAAGCAUCAAAGCCACAUAUUUCACUUCUUUUAUCCGGUUCACGAGAAUGUUGUUGAACCAACGGAGAAAAAUGAUGUGAAUAUUAGUCGUAGAUCACUAUGGCUUGGCCAUAGACUUUUUUUUGCUAUCAAAACGAACGAUGAACCGAUUGUAAACACUUUGAUUGAAGAAAAUGCAAGUGUGAACGUCAAGGACGAUCAAGGCUGGACUGCACUUCACCAUGCCGCUUUCUAUGGCUACGAUGGAAUCGUUGAAAUUCUCUUAAGAAAUGGCGCGAGAGUUAAUUCUACCGAUAAUGAUGGAAAUUCGCCACUUCAUUCUGCUGCACUCAAUGGCAAGGGAAAAGUCGUGGAAAUUUUGGUGAAAGAAGGUGCUGGUGUCAAUCUAAGGAAUAAAUUUAAUGAAACGGCACUUUUUAUAGCGGUCGAUCAUAGCUAUGGAAGAAUUGUGACAUUUUUGGCUCGAAAUGGAACUGAUCUUGACAUUCGGAAUGACAAGAAAAAAACCGCGCUUAUCGUUGCUGUUGAAAAAGAUCUAGAAGAUGCUGUUGAUAUUUUAAUAAAGAAUGGUGCCAAUGUGAAUUUAACUGAUGAUAAUGGUCAUUCUCCACUUUACAUUGCACUCAAAGAAGGUCACAAAGAAAUAGCGAGAUUGCUCAUUGAAAAUAAAGCCAAUGUUGAUCUCGAUCUUGGUAAUUGGAAGACGGAGAUAUAUUGGUGUGUUACGCGCGGCGAAGCCAGUGGAUUGGCGGCCACCAAAAUAUUAGCCGAAAAUGGCAUACGUAGCCCAUACACAUUUGAUUUUGAAAUAAUUGAUGCCUUCAAUCUUGAGAAAGCCAUGCGAGAAGGUGAUGUAAAUGCAAUCGAAAUGUUGGUUAAAAAUUGCGCCGACUUAAGUCAAAUGGAACGCUUUGAACUACUCCAUAAAGCGGCAGAAAUCGGCAAUGUUGAAAUCAUGAAAUUGUUCAUUGAUCAUGGGGCAAGAGUUAAUUAUUUCUGGAACGAAGCACCAAUUCACCGUGCUGCUUUGCGAGGUCACGUCGAUGCGGUUAAAUAUCUUUUGGAAAAUGGUGCCACUGUAAAUGACAAGGAUCAUGAAUGGAAAACCCCAUUAUUUUACAGCGUUAAAGGAGGCCAUGAGAAAAUGAUCAAAAUGCUAAUAGAGAAUGGUGCAAACGUGAACGAGACCACCUACCAAUCCUUAACGCCACUUGAUUUUGCUUGUUCAAUAGGCAAUACAGAGGCAGUUAAGAUGCUUAUCGAGCACGGAGCGAAAGUAAAUGCUGUCAACAGCAAUAUUUUCACACCACUUCAUACGGCAAUCAGAAAUCAUCAUGAGGAAAUUUCCAAAAUUCUUAUUGAACAUGGAGCCGAUAUAAAUGCUAGAGAUGGCAGUGGAUCAACACCUCUUCAUGUAGCUGCUUCGAAUGGCAAUGCUGGCAUUGUUAAAUUGCUCAUCCAACACAACUCCGAUCUUGGAGUAAGAAACAAUUUAGCAAAAACACCUCGCGAAAUGGCUUUAAAAAACGGUUACCAAAGUAUCGCCAGAAUAUUGCGCCAGGCAGAAGAAACCACUUUUCAAAUGUGAAAUUACCUCUAUUUACAGUUAUAGUUUGUUUAAUCAAAAGUAGUCAAGUUUUGAUCAGCUGUGUGAGUUCAAAAAUCAAUACAAAUUCUUGUUUUCUUCGCUUUUCCAUUUUCGGGCAGUUCGGUGAUGUUGAUGUUAAAGUUCAUAAUUGAUUGCAAUAUUUCAAUUUUGUUCUUCGAUUUUUGAUAAAAUUGAAAGGAGCAUCGCAUUAUAAAUUCUACUUCAACCCAAAAUAGAACACGAGCAAAUUAAAAAUAAGAAUAAAUUCAAUGGGAAAUUGAA
Messenger RNA from Sitodiplosis mosellana (orange wheat blossom midge), 2189 nucleotides. Its product is annotated as putative ankyrin repeat protein RF_0381. Gene Ontology annotation, molecular function: protein binding. The transcript has 14 exons. The coding region runs from base 201 to 1907 and encodes 568 amino acids. The record is from RefSeq and is a predicted model, not a curated record. Lineage: Eukaryota; Metazoa; Arthropoda; Insecta; Diptera; Cecidomyiidae.